Messenger RNA from Quercus robur (English oak), 2293 nucleotides. RefSeq names its product probable UDP-N-acetylglucosamine--peptide N-acetylglucosaminyltransferase SEC. Gene Ontology annotation, molecular function: protein binding. Lineage: Eukaryota; Viridiplantae; Streptophyta; Magnoliopsida; Fagales; Fagaceae. The record is from RefSeq and is a predicted model, not a curated record. The coding region runs from base 171 to 2117 and encodes 648 amino acids. The transcript is spliced from 11 exons.
UGCAGGAUGAAACCAAACCCCGACCCAACUCGCACAGAACUGUGAACAAACAAAGCCUAUUAUAGCUCCAUCUCAACUGUCAAGCAAAGCAACUAUCUCUCUUUGUUGUUGCUUCUUCUUCUUCUUCUUCUUCUUCUUCUUCGACACUAUAAAACUUGGAAAAGCAUAAAAUGUCCGAACCGCAUGAACCUCAACUCCGAACCGCAGAGAGCUUUGUCGAAGAAAGCUCCUCAAAACGACCUCCUAAGCUCGUCGUUUUAGCCGACCUCAACGACGAACCUCCUGAAGCCGACGACAACGACUCCCUCCACGUCUCACCUCCAGACCUCUCCAGGUUGACUAAUGAUGAGAGCAGUCAGGAUAAGAGUACAGUGAUGUGUAAGGACAGCGAGACCAUGGAAGGUGAAGUUAAACGGUCAAACAAAUCAGGGAAAUUCCGUUCUAGAAAUAGUAAAGCGGACUGCUCUCCUGAUUAUGGAGCUGAUGCUGAUGGCGAUCAGCAGGGUCAAGGAGUUCCUUCGUUGCGUGAGGAGAAAGUUAGCAGUCUUAAAACUGGAUUAGUUCAUGUUGCAAGGAAGAUGCCCAAAAAUGCUCAUGCUCAUUUUAUACUUGGCCUUAUGUACCAAAGGUUGGGUCAACCUCAGAAGGCAGUUUCGGCAUAUGAGAAGUCAGAAGAGAUCUUACUCCGCCCUGAGGCAGAGAUUGACAGGCCAGAGUUGCUUUCAUUGGUUCAAAUUCACCAUGCACAGUGUCUUAUACUAGAAAGUUCGGGGGAUAAUAAUUCAGAUAAAGAACUUGAACCCAAAGAGCUUGAGGAGAUUCUUUCUAAAUUGAAGGAGUCAAUGCAGUCAGAUAUCAGGCAGGCAGCUGUGUGGAACUCCCUAGGCUUGAUACUUCUUAAAACUGGUCGUCUGCAGAGUGCUAUUACGGUUCUAUCAUCAUUGUUGGCUGUUUCCCCUGACAACUAUGAUUGCCUUGGAAACCUUGGGAUUGCUUACCUUCAAAAUGGAAAUUUGGAUCUAUCUGAAAGAUGUUUCCAGGAUUUGAUUCUAAAGGAUCAAAAUCAUCCUACUGCCUUGAUCAACUAUGCUGCCCUUCUUUUAUGUAAACAUGGCUCGGUUGUAGCAGGUGCUGGGGCAAAUGCUGGUGAAGGUGCUUUCACAGAGCAGGUUACAGCUGUCAAUGUUGCAAAGGAAUGUUUGCUAGCAGCUUUAAAAGCAGAUCCAAAAGCAGCACAUAUAUGGUCAAAUCUUGCUAAUGCAUAUUAUAUGACUGGGGAUCAUAGGAGUUCUGGCAAGUGCUUGGAGAAGGCAGCAAAAUUGGAGCCCAAUUGUAUGUCUACCCGAUAUGCUGUUGCGGUUAACCGAAUCAAGGAUGCAGAAAGGUCUCAAGAUCCUAGUGAACAACUUUCUUGGGCUGGAAAUGAAAUGGCUUCAAUUAUAAGAGAUGGGGAUUCUAUUCUGAUUGAUCUUCCCGUGGCAUGGGCAGGGCUAGCCAUGGUUCACAAAGCACAACAUGAGAUUUCUGCUGCAUUUGAAUCUAAGCAAAGUGAGUUGAUGGAUUUGGAAGAUCGGGCAUUUAACAGCUUAAAGCAGGCAAUCGCAGAGGAUCCAGAUGAUGCUGUCCAGUGGCAUCAGCUUGGCCUUCAUAGCCUCUGCACUCGACAAUUCAAAACAUCACAGAAGUACCUGAAAGCGGCAGUAGCACGUUUUAAAGAGUGCAGUUGUGCAUGGUCAAAUCUUGGUAUCUCACUGCAACUAUCAGAGGAGCGAUCACAAGCUGAAGAAGUGUACAAGCGGGCCUUGACAUUGGCAUUAACUGGACAAGCACAUGCUAUAUUUUCCAACCUUGGAAAUCUUUACCGCCAGCAAAAACAAUAUGAGCGUGCAAAAGCAAUGUUUACAAAGUCACUUGAACUUCAACCUGGCUAUGCUCCUGCAUUCAACAAUCUGGGACUUGUAUUUGUUGCUGAGGGUCGUUGGGAGGAAGCAAAGUAUUGUUUUGAAAAAGCCCUCCAAGCAGACCCAUUGCUAGAUGCAGCCAAGUCCAACAUGAUUAAAGCUGUGUCCAUGUCUAGAUUGUGUGAAGGUUUGAACUCAUGUCUUCUGCGGGACUAAUAUGUACUCUUUUGAAGGAAGCUCUUACCCCCCAAAAAAAUAGUUAGAUAGCUUUUCUCAAUCAUGAAAUUGUGAUUGUAAAAUGACAGUUUAAAAUGAAUCUGAUGAAGCAUGCCUUACCCUGUAUCCCUAUGCUCAAAUUUAGAAUGACAGUUUUUCUUCAAUUUUCCCCUCUA